AUGGUUUCUAUGGAGGAUUAUAAGAGACUUAGGGAGGAGAUUCAUCGCCUCCUCACUGAAGGGGAAAAUCUGAUGGAUGAUGAUGAAUUUCUGCUUGAUUUGAUCUCGUGUUCUAAUGAUUCAAAAGAUGUUCUGGAACUUGUAAGAGUUUUAAAAGAAGAGGGGAAUGUAUUGUACAAGCAAAGGAAAUUUGAGGAUGCAUUGGAAAAAUAUGGAUAUGCAGGACUAGUUCUUGCCCGAUAUGAAUUUGUGGAAAAAUCAAACAUGGGUGCGUGUUUUGAGUUGGCUAUUUGUGUUCUAUUAAAUUCUGCAGCGUGUUUUGGUAAGAAGAAUGAAUUUGAGAAUGUAGGCCGGAUUUGUUCAAUUAUAUUGGAAUUUGAACCAAGUAACCUAAAAGCUUUAUUUAUAAGAGCAUUGGCUGCUUUAGAGUUAGGGAGGAGCAUUUGGGCAUAUUGGGAUUUGUUAUUGGCAGUCGAGGUUGACCCUAACAAUCGAGAGGUUGCCUCUAAGCUUGAAGAGGUUAAAAGCUCUUUGCGCAAGGAAGAAUCAAUAAAACGCUCACAAAGUGUUGUCCCAUUAGGUUUAGGAUCAAGCCUUUCUCCUCCACGAAAGAAUACAAAAGGGAGUCUAAAGCAGGAGGCUGGAAUUGAACACAAAGAUAUGCAAAGGAAGGUUUCUUCUUCAGGUGCGACUGAUAAGCGCAAUCAUGAUGGCCUAGCUAGCAUAGUGGACUCAGGCAAAAGGAUGUUCAAGUUUAAAGGGUGA
Molecule: messenger RNA, 765 nt
Organism: Beta vulgaris subsp. vulgaris (sugar beet)
Lineage: Eukaryota; Viridiplantae; Streptophyta; Magnoliopsida; Caryophyllales; Amaranthaceae
Product: peptidyl-prolyl cis-trans isomerase FKBP62-like
Exons: 1
Coding region: 1-765 (254 amino acids)
Molecular function (GO): protein binding
Source: RefSeq, a predicted model, not a curated record